Molecule: messenger RNA, 609 nt
Organism: Spirodela intermedia
Lineage: Eukaryota; Viridiplantae; Streptophyta; Magnoliopsida; Alismatales; Araceae
Source: the annotation of a GenBank genome assembly
AUGUCCUUCACUUCGUUCGGUGAGGGCUCUGACAUGCGCUUUCUAGACAUGCGCACAGCACCACCAGUCCAGUCUUCACAUAUCCCGUCAUUUCAAGCAGCGAAAUCCAAUUCCACAAGUAAGACAUGCCAUUGGACCACGUCCGGCGAUGGCGAUUCCCAGAAAUCCAAGUAUACAUCCUUAAGAUGCUUUGAUUGGAUCGAUAAGACCAGAAAGCCAUCUACAUCGAGCAAUGGUGAGCCUGUGAAACCGGCGAAGAGAUACGGCGUAUGUCUUCAGGGUGACCCAUGGCCUUUGAAGGGUUCAAAGAUGGGAGAACUGUUACCUUCUGGACAGAACGCCCGUAAAGCUUUUAAGGUGAAUGAUGCUGCAAAGGACGGACAUGUGAAUGCAUGCGCACCAAGUGGCUCUUCUAUAUUGGACGCUGGGUCAAGGUCAAGGCCAGUUAAACUGAGCGCCGGCACAAAGCACAUACUGAAGCCCAACCUGAAGAAUUUGGAUCAAGAUAAGCCUAUGCCCAUCCACUCCACUGUCCCUUUCUCGUGGGAGGCAAGUUCGGGCAAGGUUCCAGCUCCUCAGGAGAAACCAGCAAGAAUUUACCAGCUUUGA